Molecule: messenger RNA, 1650 nt
Organism: Hemibagrus wyckioides
Lineage: Eukaryota; Metazoa; Chordata; Actinopteri; Siluriformes; Bagridae
Gene: lactbl1a
Product: lactamase, beta-like 1a
Exons: 6
Coding region: 1-1650 (549 amino acids)
Source: RefSeq, a predicted model, not a curated record
AUGAAGCUGAAGUGGACUAAUCUAGGCAUCAUCUUCUUCUUCAUCCUCUCCCUCAUCAUGACUGGAUGUUUUAUAUGGCAGUACAGACUUCCCAAGGCCAAACCAGGUAAGCGACUGUAUGAAGAGAAACUGUGCCCACGUUUCCCAGAGCCUGUGCCUCUGAAGCAUCCCAUACCUGUCCUAAUGGAUGCUCUGGAAAAGGUGGAUUCUCUUUUGAGGACCAGCAUUGAUGUAAAAACACUGCCAGCGAUUUCAUGCAUUGUCAUCUAUAACGACUCCGUGCUGUGGAAUGGGAACUUUGGCAGAAGAAAUGGGAGUGAUCCAAAAUCUUCACCACCAAACGAGUACACAGUCUAUAGAAUCGCCACUUUAUCGAAGCUCUUCCCCACUCUGAUGCUGUACAAGUUGUGGGAGGACGGUGAAGUGAGCUCCUUGGAUGACCCUAUAGAGAAAUUUGUAAAGAACUUCACCAUAAAGAACCCCCUGGGGAAAGCAUUUACAAGAAACCGAAAAAAACAAUCCCUUUCCUCUAUUACUCUCAGAAGGAUGGCCAGUCAUCUAUCAGGAUUGCCCAGACAACUUAGAGGGACCAGUCUGCUCUGGAAAGGCCAGAUUCAUGAGGCAAUUGAUUUGUUGCAAGAUGAUAUCCUUGUGGCGGACCCUGGAACAAAAUGCCACUACAGUAACCUGGCCUUCUCCCUGUUGGCCCACAUCAUGGCAGACAAGGUGACAGGAACUGAUUAUGAGAGCUGGGUAUCUAAAAAUAUCCUCCAGCCAUUAGGCAUGGAGGACACUGGCUUUGACAUCACUGCAGAGAUUGAGAGAAAGAUGGCAGUGGGGGUUUACCCAAGUGGCCAGCCCACACCUCUCUAUGACCUUGGCUGGUACCGACCCUCUGGACAGAUGUACUCCACUACGGCAGACAUGGCCAAGAUGACGAUUGUUCUCCUGGGGGCAUAUAACCAUGGAUUGCUCCGGGUGGACACACUGAAAACUAUGCUUACGCCUAUGUUCCACUGCGACACCAGCUACUUCUCAAACCAAACAGGCACACCUUGGGAGGUGUAUGAACAGCUGGAAUAUGAGAUAUUCCGUAAAGAUGGAGAUCUGGAUGGUUAUUCGGCUGUACUCUCACUUGUGCCGCACCUUAAGCUUGGGUUGGUCAUUCUGAUGGCUGGGACUAAGCCUGCUGAUGAAGAUCUCGUAACCAAGUCAUACAGUUAUCUCAUCCCUGCUAUGGAGAGGGCCUUCAGGGAUGCACCUCAUGUUCUUGUACCUCCUCCUGAUCCAGCUCCCUAUAUAGGCUUUUUUACCUACAGUAACAUGACCUUCUAUGAAAUCAAAACAGGCUCAGACGGGGUACUGUCACUGCAGCAGUUUGGGCCAACUGUGGAUGGAAUGAUCCCUUUGGAGUAUAACAUUUGGAGGUUGAGUUAUUUAGAGGAGAGGGUGUUCAAAGUGGUGUUUGAGAAAGAGUAUCCAUGUCAGCUGAGGAUCAGGAACACUUCUAUUUCAGUGGAGUCUCAGGAUAGGCAACUGUUUAACUUUUACAUGUUCAAUGAGAAUGGCCUUGCAACUGGAUUUGAUGUGCCAGGCCUGAACACUUACAACGUGAUGCGAAUAUCACGCAGACCGAUUUUCCCCAACUGA